Messenger RNA from Onthophagus taurus, 1140 nucleotides. The record is from RefSeq and is a predicted model, not a curated record. NCBI's taxonomy places the organism in Eukaryota, Metazoa, Arthropoda, Insecta, Coleoptera, Scarabaeidae.
UUCAGAAUUUGCUCGAAAUAAAUUCAUCAUCAUCAAGAAAUGCCGUUUUAGAACAUUCAAGAACCGGCGAAGAAUUGCAACAAGAACCGAAUUGAACAUGCACCUUAACCACGCGAAGUUAAAAAUACGAAAAAACAUUAAAAAGAUCAAAAAACUGAAAACAAAUUUUAAAUUAAAAAUAGAAAUUUCGAAUUUUAAAAGGCGAUAAUUUUAAAUUAAUUCGAUUUUCUAAAACGAUAAUUUAUAUUGGGCUAUAUUAGCCUUGUUAUUAUUAAAUUUAGUUCAAAAUAAUUAUUUUAAUUAAUUAAUUCAAUUUAUCUUUUUUAAUUAAAUCAAAAAAUGACUUCGAAAUUAAACCAAAGAUGUCACGUAUUCUUAAUAAUCACGGCGAUAGCGGCUUUAGUGACCGUAAUUGUAGUAGUUUGGACGUUUUAUGGAAACAACUCGGAUGGUGAAGGACGAGGAGGAAACCACCGACUUAAUCGUAAUUCUUCGGAAGAUGAAAAACGACACUUAACGGCGACUAAAGAUUCAAUUUUGGAUGAUGAUCGAAACGAGGAGAAAAGCGUUGUUGAAAAGAACGAGGUUUCGUUAAACGUUGAAUACAUUAAGUUAUGGAAAGUUAAUCCUUUACCAUUACACGAAAUCGAUUUGUUGUAUGAUCAAAGGAAAAAUGAAACGAUAGGUGAAUUAGUAAUAAGACAUAGUGGUCAUUAUAGACACAAAACGGCUCAAAUUUGGGACCCCCAUCCCGAGUACAAAAUAAAAGUUUUCGGCCAAGAAAUCCACAUGCAAUUGAUGCACAAUUCCGAUAACAACAUCGCUCAUCCCGAUCUCUACGUAACUCAUUAUUUCGAAAACGUAACUCAAAAAGUACGUCACGAUUCGAAAAUUUCCGAUUGUUUUUAUAACGGAAAAGUGAAAAACGACCCAAAUUCGGCGGUGGCGGUCUCUUUAUGUCACGGAAUGCUUGGUUAUAUUCACACGACGAAUGGGAAUUUCUACAUUGAACCUUACGAAGAAUUUUUUAAUUCUUCAACGCCGAUUUUGCACAAAGUUACGAAGAUCGUCCAAGAAAACGAUGUUAAUAUGGAAAAUGAUUGCGAAACGACAGGUAAAAAAUUCAUUAAUUUUCUAUAA